Molecule: messenger RNA, 4899 nt
Organism: Neurospora crassa OR74A
Lineage: Eukaryota; Fungi; Ascomycota; Sordariomycetes; Sordariales; Sordariaceae
Exons: 2
Coding region: 1431-4187 (918 amino acids)
Cellular component (GO): Z disc; nucleus
Molecular function (GO): transcription coregulator activity
Source: RefSeq, a predicted model, not a curated record
GACAUCAACUACCACUUCGCUUCACCAAAGUGGCCCUUGAUGGAGACACCUUUCCAGCACUUUGACGACCUCGUGUUAUCUCAUCUCUGAAAUUGUUAUCCGAGAAUACCGGCGUCACUCCUUUAGUCUGGCGUCGAACGUUCAGCACCGUCUCUCGCUAGAAUUUCCUGGCCUUCUCUGGCUUCCUUUCUGGCCGCCUUUUGGGUCCUGGACUCCCGUCCUGGGGUUUCUGACGACAGCAAACCAACAACACCAUAACGGCAGCGCCAAUAUACCUAACCUAUCUUGGAUCUCCCAGGGGCAGGGGUUACCUUUUUCACGCCUCCCACGCCUCUCGCGCACGCUCUUUUUGGGCAGGACACACGCCUUUGAUCGUGAUCUCAUCCAUCCCCAGCUCUGGUCGCCUACCGUCGAUAGCCUUUGUCCUCCCAGCGUCACUCGAGGCAGACAAGGUGCCCCUGACGCCCUGUUUCCUCACUUGGGCCUUUGUCAUCGGCCUCACCUUGACGCCCAGAACUCCCCGGAGUCCUCUCGACAACAGCGACUUCUGCGGCGCUGCAACGUUGAGGACACCUCGCUGCCCUCACACCCUUCCAAAGAAGUGGGAGACCGGAGAACUAGGGGGGUGCGCGAGGGGUGCCACUUGACCAGGGACUUGUGCUGGGGUUGGCUAGCGUACCGCACUGGCAGCUAGGGGCGUUCAAGGGUCGCAUCCAAGGGUUGCCGGGAUAGGUCGACCACCUUCACCCUCACCGACCUGAUCAUCCUUCUUCGACGCUUCCUCGCUGUUCAUACAAUUCUUCCCGAUUCCGACAACAUUCCAUUAUCGAGACGCACCGAGACGCCAUUGUGUCGUCUUCCCCGCAUUUUGGCUUCCCGCUGUCGUCUAACCCACCGACAGCCUUGUGGUGCCUAGCUCCGUUCCGUUCCUCCUCGCUCGACGGAAAGCCCCAACUCCAGCUCGUGUCGCGCAUUCCUCCGAGUUCCGUCUUCCAUCAAACCACGAAUUCAACAUCAACUGCGGCCGAGAAGAACAUUCUACCCAGAAACCGCUUGGUUUUCUUCCGUUUGAUAACCUACCGCCCCCGAACAGACCAGCCUCUGUUACUAGACCGCCUAAACGACCACCUGGCAUCCGGCUUGACGUAAAGCUUUCGAUCGCCCUGGGCCUUGCCUGCUUCAGGUGCUGGGUUGGAGAGACCUCGGGGAUUUGGGGUGAUACGUCUGGCAUAGAUGGUGAAUGGUAAUAGGAAGUGUUUUGGAUGAAGCAUUUGCGGAAUAAAGCACCCGUUGUUACAACAUUAGCUUUCGUCAUUCGCCUCGCUCCUGCCAACUCCCCCCAACAAACUCGGGGACCUGCAUGGUGGUUCCUUCCAAUUCAACCCUGUUCAACCGUUAAGUGAAGCGGCUCAAGCCCAGAGAAGGCAAGAAUGGCUUCGGAAAGCUUCAUGCCGACAGUAAAAUGCUCGUCAUGCGGAUCCCAAGUUCCGAUAUCUAUGAUGGGCGAACAUGUUUGCGCCGGAAGCUCAGAUGCAGAUGAUAAGGCGGACGAGCCUGUUUCAGCAGCUCCGCCAGCAACUUCACUGUUUGGUCGACUGAACCCUUUCAGUGCCUUGUCUGCUGAGCAGCCUCAGGCACCUCAAGUGGACACUACUGUUGGUGAUCGGCUAUCCACAGGUCCAUCCCAAGACACCCGCGGAUCGGUCAGUUUGUCGCCAAAGACCCAAAGCGGACGACCUAGUCUCGGGAGCACCGAUGAUUUACAACAGAUGCGCCGGCCCAGCGCCUUUGCAAUGGGUAAUGAGAAGGAUCGGGCCCCAAGCCUGCUACAACGUAUGAACAGCAUGACCCCGGGGCCAUUUGAUACGGAUCGACAGCCAUCGGCGAGUGGGCGCAUUGUCUCCGAUUUCCGUCCGACUACGCCGCUGGGACGCAGCAUGACAGAUUUGCGGCCAAACACACCAGCGCGAAGCAUGACAGACCUUCGACCAAAUACACCAGCGCGGAGCAUGACAGAUCUAGGACCAAACACGCCAGCACGCAGCAUGACAGACCUUCGACCAAACACACCAGCACGCAGCAUGACAGAUCUGCGAUCUAACACGCCAGCAGCCAGCAUGGCCGAUCUGCAACCAACCACUCCGAUCGAACGGCCAGGAACGUCGGCACGGAACCUCUCUACUGGACCCGGAAACCCGAUGACGCCAAUGAGAGGGAAUGGAUCUGAAGGAUCUGGUCCUCCCCAACGUGGGCCUCACCCACCGGGGCCGCCGCCACCAGGACUUGUUCAACAAGACCUGAAGCCCGACGACGCCUUCGCCAUGCUGAAUCGCGCCGAGACCUUUCCCCGGUCAAGCCAUACUCCAGAACCCCCACACCGGACACCAUCCGCACCUGGAUUCCGCCCCGAACGACCCCGACGACCGUCUGAAGCAGCUAGAGAUGCCGCAAGGGGCCCGGUAUCAGGGCCGAUGCCAGGCCCGAGGCCAGGCGCGAUGCCAGGUCCGAUCUCAAUGACGAACGAUCAAAUGAGAAGGCCGAGUAGAGGCCCAGACACAUCCCGUCCUCCACCACCACGGACCGGCCUCGUUCGGGCGAAAACUACAGGGCCAGAUGGAGCCCCUGCCGUACCAGCCAUCAAUCUCGCAGAGGAGUUUGGAGUAGGAAACCCAUAUCAUACACCAUCCGAAUCCGUUUCAUCCAAUGAAUCGAGCCAGGCUUCAUUCAAUGGUUCAACCCAGGGCACCACUACCUUGGAGCGCCGAUCUAGUCAAGCAAGUCAGGCUAGCUCAAGGACGAGCCCACCCCGAUCUGUGGCAUCCAGUGGGAGGAAAGGAUCAGACACGCCCACAUUUGACAGCUCUGUAACUGACCUACAGUCUACCGUGGACGAGGAUGGAGGUAAACUGACGCGGACACCCUCUACGCAAUCAGUUCCUUAUGAUGGUGGUAUUCCUCAAAUGCUCCGGAAGCUGAGACCACCACCCCUUAGCAAAAGGCCACCACCUCCAGAAGGUGGAUAUGAUCCACGAAUCGACCCACGCUUGCAGCGGAAUAAGUCACCCUUGGCUUCGCCUGCUCUUGAUCUUUCAGGUCUCGACGACCCAUUGAUUCGCCAAUUUGAUCGCGGAGUCUCUCCACAGCCCGCACCAUCUGCAUCUCCGCUGCUAGCCUCGGCAACAAUCGAGAGAAAGGAUCGAUCAUCAACUGCAACCGCGAACAGCCAACAAGAACGCCCGGCUUCUCAAUCGUCUCAGCGCCCAGCAGAGCGGAGCAGUCGCCAGUCCUUAUCCGCACUGGAGAUCCAACAACAGGAGCCGCCACAGCCAGACUCUCCUUUGUCUCCGGCAGAGGAGCAACAAAUGCCUGAAAUAAAAACUCAAGCCAAAGAGCGACAGCCCUCUCAACCACCGCAACCCGCCGAAUCGCCAGCUGCAAAGGUCGCUGAAGAGCAACAGGAACAGAAGACACAAACAAGCCCACGGGCUCCAGGACCGGACGAUUGGCAGCGUAGGAGUAGCGAUGGAACCGCAAAGCCGGAUCAAGAACGGGAGCGGGCGCCCUCGCAGCCUCGACAGGCUCCUCCAGCUACCUCAUCUCGUGGCGACUGCAAGGGCUGCAACCUGCCCAUCACAGGCAAAUCCAUUUCCAGCGCGGAUGGCCGUCUAACGGGACGUUACCACAAGGCCUGUUUCGUGUGCUCGACAUGUCGCCAGCCCUUCUCCUCAGCCACCUUCUAUGUCCACCAGGACCGACCGUUCUGCGAGCGCCAUUACCACGAGCUCAACGGAAGUCUCUGCGGAAGCUGCGACAACGGUAUCGAAGGCCAAUACCUCGAAGAUGAACGGCGCAGGAAGCACCACGUCGGUUGUUUCCGGUGUGGCGAUUGCAAGCUCGUGCUAAAGGACGGCUAUUUCGAGGUCAACGGAAAGGCCUAUUGCGAAAAGGACGCUUGGAGGAGAAUGCAGUGGCUCGCUAGUAACGGCGGUGGGGGCCCGGGUCGGAAACCUCCUCCGCCCGGACCGCGGUUCGGACCUCCUGGAGCAGGGGGGCCACCACGGACCGGUCCUAUGGGACCGAUGGGACCUGGUAUGGGCCGCCCCGGUAUGGGUCCGGGCGCACAUGACCUACCGCCGCCGGGUAUGCCGCGCAUGGAGAAGCGUAUGACGAGACUUGGCAUGAUUUGAGCUGCUUCAGUAGAGGCACUGUUGAGAGCUGACUGAUGGUUCUCGUCGAAUUCGAUCACAAAAUCCUUCCUACCCGAUGUGAAGGGAGGAGGGAGAAGGGUCGCUCUUGACCGGAAUAUUGACUCGGCCUCUUGCUCCCUUGCGGAAUGCACACAGACGGUUACUCGCGUUUUGUGCGCAAGAAACAUUCUCUUUGGGAUGUAAUCAAUACCCCUAGAUUGGGUUUACCUGCUUCACUUUCUUGAUUCAUUUCUGAUACCCAUGCCAACUAGCUUGGCUUUAUUUACGACAAUUUCCUUUUUCAUUGUUUCUUCUUUUUUUCCUUUUUUCUUUGUUUUUUCUUUUUUUUCUUUUUCUUUUUGUUCUUUCUCUCGUUGUACAUGUGAAAAAAAACUCAAAAAACAUGUAAUAUCUGAUGAUAAUCUUACAAUGUAUCGCAACAACAAUUUACCUCCAAGACCUGAUCUAUCUACCCAUGGGUAGUUAUGUAAGAGCAGAUGGAGAUUCGAAACAGGCAGGUUAGAAGAAUCGGAAGAGGGAAUUAAGCUUCAGGAGUUUUUGGGCAAGAAAGCAUAAGAGCGGGCUGAGGAUCCUGCUGUGUCAUAUCAAGGAUCAGCUAGUAGUACAAUCGGGAGGUUGCAGCGCCGGAUUGCCCCAGGGAGCCAAUGGACACGAGAGAGGGGGGGAGGGAGAGAAAGGAGGAAGAUAGAAG